GAGUAGGACACUAGUAGUCUGCUGCCAGUACUAUAUAGGCUAUGUGGUGAAUUUAUUGCAGGGAUAUCGGAUGCAUCCGGAAAAACGCCUAGACCGUUAAUGAUAGUUUUCAGAACGGUAGUUCAGUAAUACCGUCGAGCAAUUAUUUCCUUUCCUUACAAAAGGAACUGCUCUGCGUUAAAUUGGGGGGGGGGCUGGUAGCUGUACGAAAGAGCUGAGGUCAUUGGCAUCGAAGAGGCAGGCGUGGUUCGGCAGCACCAGACUGCGAGGAUAUAAUGAAGCGAAAACACCGAGAGGUUACCGCUGCAGGCUGUCACUGAAGCGGUUUGCUUUGGUUAUUGCAUUUUAUAGAAAAUAAAAACGGGUUCGUUUUGUGAUACGUUUAUAUACAAACCGCAGCCUGCUUUCCAAUAUAUCUAUUAAGGAGAGGGCUCGGAUGAUGCUGUAACAAGCUCUCGGAACCCCCUGUCCCCCUCUUCUGACCCCCCUGUGACGAUGAGCACCGACGCCCUCCCCGAGGGGCCCUGCUCCCCCUCGCCCUGCCCCUCCCCGUCGCCCCACAAGGAGAGCUACAUCCGCCGGAGCAGCGACAGCGACCCCGACUUCCUGCGCACGAGGAGCGCGGCCCCCCGCCUGCAGCAGGACUUCAGCAUGACGGAGCAGAAGAAGCGCGUCUCCGUCAUCCUGCAGAGCCCCUCUUUCAGAGAGGAGCUGGAGAGCCUGAUCCAGGAGCAGAUCAAGAAAGGGAACAACUCCUCCAAUCUCUGGGCGCUACGGCAGAUUGUCGAGUUCAUGGCUUCACAUGGGGCCCCAGCCUCCCUGCCCAUCUCCCCUUCCAGCCUGAUGAUGGUGACCCCGAUCAAUGACCUGCAGGCCACGGAGCCUGGCACUCUGGUGAAGGGCGAGAGGCUGAUGCGCUGUAAGCUGGCUAGCGUCUACCGGCUGCUGGACCUGCAUGGCUGGGCCCAGCUCUCCAGCACCUACCUCACUCUGAGAGUGAGCAAGGAGCAAGAGCACUUCCUGAUCAUCCCCAGGGGUCUUUCCUUCAGUGAAGUGACAGCCUCCAGCCUGGUGAAGGUUAAUGUCCUGGGGGAGCUGGUUGAGAGGGGCAGCACGGCUCUCCAGGUCGACACUGCCAGCUUCCACCUUCACUCUGCCGUCUACUCCGCCCGGCCCGACGUGCGCUGUGUCCUCCACCUGCACACCCCAGCCACUGCAGCGGUUUCUGCCAUGAAGUGUGGCCUCCUGCCAAUAUCCCAUGAGGCCUUGCUGGUGGGCGGAGUGGCAUACUUUGACUACAAUGGAGCGAUGGAGGAGGAAGAAGACAGGGUGGAGCUCCAGAAGAGCCUGGGGCCCACCUGUAAGGUACUGGUGCUAAGAAACCAUGGCAUUGUGGCGCUGGGGGAGUCUGUGGAAGAGGCCUUCUACAGGAUCUACCACAUCCAGGCAGCCUGUGAGAUACAGGUGUCAGCAUUGUGCAGUGCAGGGGGCGAGCAGAACUUGAUCCAGCUGGACCCAGAGAAGCAGCGCCCCCACCAGGCUGGCUCAGUGGGCUGGGCUGGCUCCACCUUUGGACCCCUGCACAAGAGUCGUGUGGGGGAGCACGAGUUUGAGGCGCUGAUGAGGACAAUGGACAAUCUGGGCUACCGUACCGGCUACGCAUACCGACACCCCGUGCUGCUGGAGCGCGUGAAGCCGCGCAGCGAGGUGGAGAUCCCCGCGACCGUGACGGCCUUCAGCUUUGAGGAAGACGGGGUGCCCCGCCCCGCCCUGCGCCACCACACCCACAAGCAGCAGCAGGAGAAGACGCGCUGGCUCAACACGCCCAACUCCUACCUGCGCAUCAGCCAGGACCAGGCCAGCCCCGGCACCAAGACCACAUGGCUCAGAGCAGAGGAGGUGAAGCUCAGCAGCGGCACGGCCAUCAAGAUCGAGAACCCCAACCAGUUCGUUCCGCUCUUCACCAACCCCCAGGAGGUCCUGGAGACACGGAACAAGAUCAGGGAGCAGAACCGCCAGGAUGUGAAGUGGGCAGGGCCUCAGUCCCAGCUGCUGGCCAGUGUCAUCGCUGACAAGAGCAGGAGCCCGUCUGCAGACGCUGACCUGGCCUUGGCGGGGACACGCGAGGAGUCCGCCCAGGGCCCCCAGGAGCCGCCCCCGCCUCCGGAGCCCGAGCCCCCCAACCCUUUCAGCCAGCUGACCGACCAGGAGCUGGAGGAGUACAAGAGGGAGGUGCAGAGGAAACAGCAGCUGGGGCAGGACGGUGCUGAAGAGCAGCUGGUGAAUGAGACUGAGACCCCCCCUGCAAAGAGCCCCCCCACCUCUCCAGCUAAGACCCCGGUCACUUCCCCUUCCAAAACACCCCCCACAGACAAAGAAGGCAAGACCACAGACGUCUCGAAGGUGGCGGCAGACGGGCCGCCGGCAGUGGUGCUCAAUGGGAAGGAGGAGGAGCAGGGCGCGGAGCAGGAACUGCAGAAGGGGAUGCAGCAGCUGUCCACGCGGGCCGAGACGGAGGCUCCGCCCCGCGGCAAGACCGACGCGCCGCCCUCCGCGCCCACCCUCUCCCCGGAGGGCUCGCCCUCCAAGUCCCCCUCCAAGAAGAAGAAGAAGUUCAAGGCGCCCUCCUUUCUCAAAAAAAGCAAGAAACAGAAAGAGAAAGCCGAGGCCUGAGGACCGGCUCUCCGUUCUCUCCCCGUGCCUGUUUCGCUCUCUCUCCCCUCUCUCUCACUGGUGUGCUGGCGAUAACACUGCCUCUUCCAUCAUUAUCUCCGAUGAGCCUUGUGACCAACCCUGCCUAAUUUAGGGUCACUUCGGUUUCUGCUCAUAAAAUCUCUCUUCCUUGUUCUGUUAUUUCCAUUCUCUGAUGUGUUUUUUUAAGCAUGGAAGACCUCUGUUGUAUCACCACCUCUGACUCACAUUCGCACACGUGCACAUGUAAAUAUUUCGGAUUCGAUCUUCACACAUUUGCACUAUGUAACAGGUGACCCUGUGUUGUCUGGGCGAGGUACAUGUGUGAGGACGCUGACUAUGGUGUCUGAAGAAGGGGCAUUAUCCUCAAUUCCUCUUACGUAGGAAACAACAGGAGUUUUCUGCCUUCAGGGCAUCAAUAAUCAGACCCUUUCAUUUACUGUAGGUCCCGCUUGGCACGAGAUUGUGCUUAUCUGGGAGAAAUCAUCCUGUAUGAUCUCACAUGCAUUCACACACACACACAGAAGACACACACUCACACCCCUUCAUUUUCCUUCUUCGCUUUUCUUUAUUACACUGCAGCUGAAGAGUGGUGUGCACUGUUGUAAAUAGUAUAUAAAUAUAUACAGCAUAGUAUCAUGGUUUAUAUUAACGAUUGUGAUCUAUUGUGUCUCAUUCAUUUAUCUUCUGUACCACCAAGAAGAACGCAAGCAUCAGAUUGUUCACAAGAAUCAGGGAAAAAAACCCAAUAAUGGAAAGCAUAUUUAAUAGCAAAUUGCUCAAAUGCCACUAGUAAUUAUGAUUAUGGAUCGGAAUAACGCGGCACUUUCUGCUUUUGUGUGACUUGUAGGCACGAGCGUAACCUGACUCAGAAGGCACUUAACAUUCCUUCUUCCUUUUGCAGACGAUAUUUUUUUUAUCUAUCAAAAGACUUCUGAUGCUGUUAUUGUUAUAACUGUAAUUAUAUUAUUACUGUUAUUCUAUACAGUCGCUGUUAUCGUUAUUAUACCUUUGCUGGUCUUUUGUUUAGUUUUUUUUUUAGUAUUAGAAUGCGAAAGUGAAAUACUGGAAAGAAAAAACAUAGAUUGCACAUGUACCUGCCAUUAAAAUUGAAGUCACUGAG
Messenger RNA from Lepisosteus oculatus (spotted gar), 3814 nucleotides. It is a transcript of the gene add2, whose product is annotated as adducin 2 (beta). NCBI's taxonomy places the organism in Eukaryota, Metazoa, Chordata, Actinopteri, Semionotiformes, Lepisosteidae. Gene Ontology annotation, molecular function: actin filament binding. Gene Ontology annotation, cellular component: cytoskeleton; postsynaptic density; plasma membrane. Gene Ontology annotation, biological process: barbed-end actin filament capping. The record is from RefSeq and is a predicted model, not a curated record.